Talaromyces marneffei is the source of this 1560-nucleotide messenger RNA. RefSeq lists its product as uncharacterized. The transcript has a single exon. NCBI's taxonomy places the organism in Eukaryota, Fungi, Ascomycota, Eurotiomycetes, Eurotiales, Trichocomaceae. Gene Ontology annotation, molecular function: FAD binding. The record is from RefSeq and is a predicted model, not a curated record. Bases 1 to 1560 code for a protein of 519 amino acids.
AUGAAUAAACUCUACGACGUCAUCAUCGUUGGUGCAGGACCCGUUGGCCUCUUCCUGGCUUGCGAACUACGUCUAGCACGCGCCUCCGUCCUAGUCCUUGAUCAAGAUCUCAAGCUCGAGUCCCCCUUCAAAGAUGCACCCUUAGGCUUUCGAGGUAUAAACACAUCGUCUGUUGAAUCCUUAUAUCGCCGUGGUCUGCUAGGCGAAUUCGUCGACCUCGAAAAACGGGUUCUAGGUCUCCAGAAGACGGAAGGGUUCCAAUUUGGAGGUCAUUUUGCGGGCAUCGGUCUCAAUGCAAACAAGCUGGAAUUGGAUCGUUGGGAGUACCGUCUUCCAGGCCCGGGGCUGAUCCCACACCAAACGACUCUUCAGCAUGUGGAGACGGUUCUCAGCAAGCAAGCCGAGAAAUUGGGUGUCACUGUACUCAGGAGCCAUGGAGUACAGCAUAUCGCAGCACAGAACGACAAGAGUGUUACGGUAGAAGCUGGGGAAACAAAUCAAUCAUUUACCGGCAAGUGGUUAGUAGGAUGUGAUGGUGGUCGAAGCGCGAUUCGCAGAGCUGCAGGGCUCGGCUUUGAAGGAACAGAAGCUAAACUCACGGGUUAUGCUGUCCACUGCGAGCUUGAUCAUCCGGAGAAAUUGAAGCAGGGAUUUAACCCGACGGCAAAUGGCAUGUAUGUCAGCAUAAUGAAAAACAGUAUGCAUCUAUUUGAUUUUGAUGAUGGCGCGUAUGAUCGGACGCAAAAAAUCACAAAGGAACACCUUCAGGAAGUCCUCAACCGAGUGACAGGUGUCACGGACUUGAAAAUCGAAAAAGUCCACUCUGCAUCAUCGUAUACUGACCGCUGUAUGCAAGCGAAUACCUACCGUAAGGGGCGUAUUCUACUUGCUGGAGAUGCUGCGCAUAUUCACUCACCGCUUGGAGGUCAAGGCUUGAAUCUGGGCCUGGGCGAUGCCUUCAAUCUGGGUUGGAAGCUAGCUGCAACAAUACGACAAGAGGCUAACAACGACAAAACCCCAGUAAACCUAGAUUUACUGGACACGUAUGAAGCCGAACGUCGUCCCAUCGCAGCUUGGGCACUUGACUGGACACGCGCUCAAGUCUCAAUACUGCAACCAGGGCCUUUUGGCAGGGCAAAUCGCAACUUAGUUAGCGAAUUCAUUAAUACAACCGAUGGGACGAACUUGUUCCUGGAUCGCUUCUGGGGCUUGACACAGCGGUACAACCUCGAUGGUAACGACGGCAAGAAGACUAUUCACCCUCUUGUCGGAAGUAGUGUGCCCGAUUUUGAGUUUGAGGAUGGAUCAAGGCUGGGGAGUAAGAUGGCAGCUGGACGAGGGCUGAUCAUCGAUUUCCAGGAUAAUGCGGCACUCAGGGAGUUGGCUGAAGAGAAGUAUGGAGCCAAGGUCGAUUAUUUGAAUGUGUCUGCAAAGGAUAGGCGUGGUCUUGGAGCUGUGAUUGUUCGACCUGAUGGUUUUGCUGCUUGGGCCAUAGAAGAUAACGAGAAACCAGACAUGGACGCAGCCAAGGCUGUUCUGGAGAAAUGGUUCGCUUUCUGA